AUGAUUAAGUUUGGCAUUUUAACUACCUUGGCUACUCUUUUUUUAGUCUGCGUUGUCAGUUCAUGUCACGGCCCAGUUCCUACUUCAAUUGGAAAUACAGAGUCUCCGAAUGUCACUAUUCCGAGCGAUAUCACUCCACCAGAUGGCAAUUGCUUUAAGUUUUCUUUAUUCACCAGUGGAUAUUUAUUGUAUACAUGCAACAAAAAUAAAACUUGGUCAGCUGGUUCGGGUAUUGGAUCUAUAAUUCCAAAAGAUACCUCAUCAUUGGUUGUAACUACUAGUGCUACACAUCCAGCACCAGACUCGAGAGAUCUUCCUUGGGCACUUGGAAAAGCUAGUAAUAACAAAGGUGAUGGGGCUUUUAAAGAUAUUACUUAUCUUGUUCGUGUCAAUACUUGUGGCGGAGUUGCACCAGAUAAUUCUUUAUGUGGUACAACUUAUCCGACAGGUUAUAAUUAUAGCUAA
Dentiscutata erythropus is the source of this 465-nucleotide messenger RNA. The record is from the annotation of a GenBank genome assembly. Lineage: Eukaryota; Fungi; Glomeromycota; Glomeromycetes; Diversisporales; Gigasporaceae.